Messenger RNA from Porites evermanni, 612 nucleotides. The record is from the annotation of a GenBank genome assembly. Lineage: Eukaryota; Metazoa; Cnidaria; Anthozoa; Scleractinia; Poritidae.
AUGCCAACAAAGCCUCGACUCUCAUCGCCAAGAACUAGACCUGCUCAAAGUAACCUCAAAAAAGUUGACAGCGAACAAGCUGAAAUCGAAAAUUUGAAAACAAGGCUGCUUGAAGAACAGGAGAAAAUUAUCGCUUUGGAGAACUAUUCUAGACGCGAGAAUCUUCGAUUUAUGAAUGUACCUGAACGCAAUGACGAAAAUUGCAUGGAUGUAGUGUAUGAUAUAAUAGAAAAUGACAUGAAUAUCAAUGUAGAAGAUAUCCACUUCCAUGCAGUUCAUCGUGUUGGGAAACCGCGCUCAGAAGACGCCUCCAAAAGCUUCCCGAGACCAAUUAUUGCACGCUUCCUCAGCAGGGAAAACAGAGACGCAGUUUUUAGAGCGAGAAACAGGUUGAAAGAUUCAGAGAGAGCUAAGGAUGUAUACAUUACGCAAGAUUACGCAAAAACGAUACAGCAGGAAAGGAAAGUAUUAAUCAAAGCGAUGUUCCAAGCAAAGGAGCGAGGUUUGAGCGCAAAAGGUAUCGAUAGAAAGCUUAUUAUCAACAAUGUUAUUUACAAAGUAAGUAAUAUCCCUGAAGACCUUAGGCCUCCUCAAUCCAGUGCACAGGCUUAA